UUGUAUUCUACGUUUCAGUUUUCCUUUUUUUUUCGGUGUUCGGAAUUUUCGCCGACUUACUUUUAUUUCUGUAAUAGGUAUCUUCUUUAGAGACGACGAGCUUUUCAAGACUUGCUUCGCUUUCUUCAACCUGCAUUGGUUUCGUUUCUACCUGACUUGGCAAUUUUGCAGAUAAGAUGGGAUGGUAACGCAAAAGAAUUCAUUGACACCUGAUAGAAGAAAACCUAAUGAAUAAUUAGAGGACAUGGGAUUUUGUUCCAAGUCAGAAAGGAGUUCAAAUCUAUAGCAAAGAACAAAGACAGGGAAGGAGAAAGCUAACUUGCCACAUGCAGAACUAAGGUUAAAGAAUCAAGGCAAGUCCAAUGUAAAAAAUGGUAUUACUUUUCCGUAUGGGGUUCUGCCGGGUGAAUUAGGGAACAAACAGAUUCGAAGCGCCUUGGUUGAAACAAAACCUCCUCUCAAGAGCAAGUCAACAAAAGAAGAUGAGCUUGUUAGGUACAUGUCAAACUUGCCGGGUUACCUACAGCGAGUAGACAGUUCAGAUAACCCUCAAGAGAAGGCAUUGAAUGUUGGAGUUCUGGAUUGGGCACGUCUAGAAAAAUGGAAGCACCACCGAAAGCAUAUACCAACAAAGACUGGCAAUGAUGAAUCAUCCACAAUUGCUAUUUUAUCAUCGAAAACAAAUACCAAGUCGUCUGCCUUUUCUAAUGUUGUACCCAAGGUUGCCUCUGCCUAUAUAGGUAAGCAACACUUCUCAACUUGUUCAAGUCUUGCCCCAUCUCAAAAGGAUGGCAUUCCUCGAGGUGCAAAACCAUCUAUUCCAAAAGUUAGACACUACCAAGAUAUUGAAACUGCUUCCAAGAGCACCUUGGAUCAGCAGACGAAGACACCCAAGACGUAUAAAUCCUUCAACAAAAUUAAUUCAGAUGCAAUUCUUGAGGGGAAGAGAAAAGAAUCAGAUCAGAAAAUCACUUCAGAAAUGGGAAAUAUGCCUUCAAACAUGAGAAAUCGUGGAGUCUCACCUCUGCCAAAGGAAACUGCAUGUGUUUGUGAUGAUGGCGCAAGAAACAGGGUAGAGCAACGGAGGGAAACUGAUAUAAAUAAGGACUUGGAUGAUAAAGGUACUUCAGAUAUGGAGGCUUCCUCAUCCAAAUCAAGAAACCAUGCAGUUUCACCGGGUUCCAGCAAAAUGCUCAGUGCUGAAAGCCACAAACCUAAGAACAAAGAGAUCGAUAAAUCGGAACUUGAUCUUAAUGAUGAAUGUCUUCCUGGUGAGGACAAGAACGUUCUUCUUCCAAGUACUACCCGAAACAACCUUUUUGAAGAAUCCCGAGAUAGGAAUUUGAAUGUAGCAAAAUGGAAUUCUCUUCCUAUGACCUGCUUCAGAAGGAUCAUUUUCGGGAAUUAUGUUCUGAAGUUCCACGUUCUUGUACAUUUCCUUCUGGAGUUGAGAUGAAUCCUGAAACUGACAUGAUGACACGGGGUCUGGAGCCUUCGUCUAAUGCAUCAAGUGGGUCUGUGUUGUCAGAUAACACAGUAAAUAUAAGGUCUCAGGGCAUGUAUUCAGCAGAUAAAAAGACCAAGUCUUAAGAUGCUGAUUUUGAAACUUUGAAGAAACUAGAGGAAGAAAUGGCUGAGAUGGCAACCGAAAGAAGAAGAACUAAUUCACCAACCCGCCGUUUUAGUUUCAGCUUAAGUCGUAUUACUAGAAGUUUCAGUUUUAAGGAAAGUUCUGCAGUCCCACAAUUGAGCUCCGAUUAUGUUUCCGUGAGGUCUGGUCCAGUAAGGCCAGAAUCUUCUGGUUUUCCGGAUGAUGCAAACAUAGAGAAGCUGAAUGGCCAUCAUAGAACUAGAUCCAGCCCCUUUAGAAGGGUUCUGGAUCCGCUACUGAAGUACAAGGGCUUAAAUUCCUUCCAAUCCAUUGACACUGUUCAGCGAUCAAAAGGAAGCUCGAACUCCUCUGCUCAACGUCCACUUAAUACAAAUGAAUCCUUUCAGGAAGAAAAGUUGGGGCCAUCAACGAUUAAAGCUCUUCUAGAGGUUGCAAUGAAGAAUGGACUCCCACUGUUCAGAUUUGUUGUCACCAAUGGCAGCAACAUGCUGGCAACUACUGUGAAAAGUCCAGCAUCAUCUAGCAAGGUGAGAUCGGAUGAGAAAUGUGUAUUCUCUUCAGUUAGAGAAAUUAAGAAGAAGAGUGACAGCUGGAUAAGUAAAGGAAACAAGGAAAAAAAUUGUGGUUACAUCUAUAAUAUCAUUGGACAAAUGAAGAUUUCCUACUCAUAUUUCAGACGUGACUGCAGAGAACUCUUGCAAUUAUCUGGUAAGAGAGUCUGUUUUGUUCUGUGUGGAGCAAAGACAAGCAGAUCAAGCAUUGGCGAAGUUUACACCAAGUACGGAACUUGCUGCUGUUGUCAUCAAAAUACCUGGUGAAAGCAAUUUACAGCAGACUGAUAAAGAAGUAGAGAAGACUGGCUCUACAGAAUCUUUGGCUACAGAUGGAUGCACAUGCAACUUUAUGGAAAGUCCAAGCUUCAGUAGUACUACUGUCAUACUUCCUGGUGGAGUCCACGGCUUGCCAAACAAAGGAAUGCAUUCCCCGUUGAUUGACCGAUGGAGAUACGGUGGAUUAUGCGACUGUGGAGGUUGGGACAUUGGUUGCAAAUUACAUAUUCUCUCCAACCAGAACAGGAGAUGCUGUAAGAAUUCAAGGAUGCAUCAAGCAUGCCUGGACCGUCUUGAACUUUAUCCACAGGGGAAAACACAUAAGAACAUGCCUAUGUUCAGCUUGGUUCCACAUAAAAAAGGAAUCUAUGCAAUCGAGUUUAGUUCAUCCAUCACUGCAUUGCAAGCGUUCUUUAUCUCCGUAACAGUUAUAAGUUGUCAGAAACAAUCCUCUGAUUCACCGGAAUUCAGUAACCUGCCCGAAGGAAAAGUAAUAAAGGAGAAAAUGUUGGAUGGCAGCUUUGGGGUAGACAACAAACCAACCAUUGCCCUUGGAACCUUGCCUGCAAAAUAUGCUCCGAACCCACCACAUUCCCCCGUUGGGAGGGUAUAGUUAAUAGUUUCGAGCACAGGCCUUCUUCACUUUUCAAGUAUAUAAAAAAGUCUCAACGGCACUAAAAUUUGGGGUUAAUCACCACACACAUACAGGGAAUUGGAUUUGAGGUAUAGGCUUGUUCGACAUGGUUAAUCAUCGUGAUUUUGUAAGAAUCGCACAUUACCAAAUAGACCACUUGUAGAAAGAAAUAAUAAUG
Hibiscus syriacus is the source of this 3254-nucleotide messenger RNA. RefSeq lists its product as uncharacterized. The record is from RefSeq and is a predicted model, not a curated record. The coding region runs from base 500 to 1456 and encodes 318 amino acids. Lineage: Eukaryota; Viridiplantae; Streptophyta; Magnoliopsida; Malvales; Malvaceae. The transcript is spliced from 3 exons.